UCCCUCACCAUCUCCCUCCUCUUCUCUCACCGAAUCACACACGCAGAGGGGCACGGAGGCGCUCCCCUCCCUCCUCUCUCUCCCCCGUCCCCUCACCUACGAGUGAUAGCCCACACCUGUUGCGCGCGCGCCCCCCCUCUCUAGCCCCUCGCCAUUACUCCCUCAUAAAGGUAGAACAGAGCAGGAGCUGCGAGGAAGAAGCCGUGCCGGGAAAGGAGAGAAGAGGCCCCGUAAUCCCAGCUCUCUGCUCUGCAACUCCGGCACGACGACGCCUGCUAACCGCGCGGCGCGGCCACCACGCUAGCCCGCCCCCCUUGUAGGCGAACAGAGCCUCCCCGUCGAUAGCACAGUAAAUUCCGAGCAUUCCAUUCCCUUCCCUUCCGAAAGCCACCCUGCAUUUACUGCACACCACUCGCCCUCCGCCGGCCUCGCCGCGAUCUUCAAAAUCUUUCCCUGCCAAAAGCAGCGGCCGGAGACGGGAAGGCCGGGCGCUUCAGGAUGGCGCGCGAGCAGCUGGAGGAGUCCAUCGUGGCCGACGGCAACGGCAAGGAGGAGGAGGUCGGGGUCAUGGGCAUCGGCACCGCCGGCGACGGCGACGAGCACCACGGCGGCGGCGGGUUCAACAUGAAGCGCUUCCUCUGGCACGGCGGCUCCGUCUGGGACGCAUGGUUCAGCUGCGCCUCCAACCAGGUGGCGCAGGUGCUCCUGACUCUGCCGUACUCCUUCUCGCAGCUGGGGAUGCUGUCCGGCGUGCUGCUGCAGAUCUUCUACGGCUUCUUGGGCAGCUGGACGGCCUACCUCAUCAGUGUCCUCUACGUCGAGUACCGCUCCCGCAAGGAGAAGGAGGGCGUCAGCUUCAAGAACCACGUCAUCCAGUGGUUCGAGGUGCUGGACGGGCUGCUGGGCCCGUACUGGAAGGCGGCCGGUCUGGCCUUCAACUGCACGUUCCUGCUCUUCGGCUCCGUCAUCCAGCUGAUCGCCUGCGCGAGCAACAUCUACUACAUCAACGACCGGCUGGACAAGCGGACAUGGACGUACAUCUUCGGCGCCUGCUGCGCCACCACGGUGUUCAUCCCCUCCUUCCACAACUACCGGAUCUGGUCCUUCCUGGGCCUCGGCAUGACCACCUACACCGCGUGGUACCUCGCCAUCGCCGCGCUCCUGAACGGCCAGGUCGAAGGCGUCGCGCACACCGGCCCAACCAAGCUCGUGCUCUACUUCACCGGCGCCACCAACAUCCUCUACACCUUCGGCGGCCACGCCGUCACAGUCGAGAUCAUGCACGCGAUGUGGAAGCCUGCCAAGUUCAAGUACAUCUACCUGCUGGCGACGCUGUACGUGUUCACGCUGACGCUGCCGUCUGCGGCGGCCAUGUACUGGGCGUUCGGCGACGAGCUCCUGAACCACUCGAACGCCUUCUCGCUGCUGCCCAAGACGGCGUGGCGCGACGCGGCGGUGAUCCUGAUGCUGAUCCACCAGUUCAUCACGUUCGGGUUCGCGUGCACGCCGCUCUACUUCGUGUGGGAGAAGGUGAUCGGGAUGCACGACACCAAGAGCAUCUUCAAGCGCGCGCUGGCGCGGCUCCCCAUCGUGGUGCCCAUCUGGUUCCUCGCCAUCAUCUUCCCCUUCUUCGGGCCCAUCAACUCCGCCGUCGGCGCCCUGCUCGUCAGCUUCACCGUCUACAUCAUCCCGUCGCUCGCGCACAUCCUCACCUACCGCACGGCCUCCGCGCGCAUGAAUGCUGCGGAGAAGCCACCGUUCUUCCUGCCGAGCUGGACGGGGAUGUUCGUGUUGAACAUGUUCAUCGUGGUGUGGGUGCUGGUGGUCGGCUUCGGGCUCGGCGGCUGGGCCAGCAUGGUCAACUUCAUCCGGCAGAUCGACACGUUCGGGCUCUUCGCCAAGUGCUACCAGUGCCCCAAGCCGCCCGUCCCGGCUGCGGCGCAGUCACCGGCGCCGUUGCCGCACCACUAGAGCGCCCCCGUGCGCCGCGUGCGUACGUGGCGGCAGCGCCGGCCGGAGGCGUCGCAAGGAGCGCCCCCCCCCCUCUCUCCCGGCCGGCACGUCGCUUCGCAGCCCGUGUUAAUUGCUUAGGUUUUGGUCGCCUUGUAAUAUACAAGCCUCCUCUCCUCUCCUUCCCUAGGACGCCACAUAGUAUCACGAAACGGCGGCCCAGGUUCCGUCCCUGCCGUAACAAGAUAUCCUCGAGCCGCCGCUGCCGCGUUGCCUUUUCCACCCCACCACCCGAUCGGUCCGUCGCCAUUGGUGUCCUUGUGUUUUUUGUUUGGCUUGCCACCCGUGUAAGUGUGAGUGAUGGUCAUGGCUUAAAGGCUCUCAUUCUCGAUCUCACGAGCCGAGAGCGAGAGUGACGAUUCCACAAUCCAUAUGAUAUGACAUACUUAUCCUAUAGGAUUUUUUUAGUUAUUUUUUCUUCUUUCUAUUCUACUCCUCCCUUGAUUCAUGGAGCUUGGUCCAUGUUGUGUAGCGUGUGGGUAAUUGUAAUGGACUGGACGAUUCCUCAUGCUAGCUAAAGGCAAAACACAGUGGCCUUUGUUUAUUGCC
Setaria italica (foxtail millet) is the source of this 2559-nucleotide messenger RNA. RefSeq names its product auxin transporter-like protein 1. Gene Ontology annotation, cellular component: plasma membrane. The record is from RefSeq and is a predicted model, not a curated record. Lineage: Eukaryota; Viridiplantae; Streptophyta; Magnoliopsida; Poales; Poaceae. The transcript has 8 exons. Bases 499 to 1971 code for a protein of 490 amino acids.